Messenger RNA from Leptidea sinapis, 6023 nucleotides. RefSeq names its product ELAV-like protein 4. Gene Ontology annotation, molecular function: RNA binding. NCBI's taxonomy places the organism in Eukaryota, Metazoa, Arthropoda, Insecta, Lepidoptera, Pieridae. The coding region runs from base 78 to 1139 and encodes 353 amino acids. The record is from RefSeq and is a predicted model, not a curated record. The transcript has a single exon. Gene Ontology annotation, cellular component: ribonucleoprotein complex.
CCGUCUGCACAGACGUGGCAUUUUGUUUUUACCGCGUUUAGUUUCCCUUUCGUUCUUUCCGUUUAUGAUUUAAAGCCAUGUCGAAGGGCGAUAGUGAACAACAAAAUGGCUCCGGUGAAGAGUCCAAGACCAACCUCAUCAUCAACUACCUUCCCCAGAGCAUGACGCAGGAGGAAAUAAGGAGUCUCUUCUCGAGCAUCGGUGAAGUCGAAUCAUGCAAGCUCAUACGGAACAAGGGCGCGGCUUUCCCGGACGCGCUCAACCACGCUCUUCAUGGAGGAGGGCAGAGCUUAGGCUACGCCUUUGUCAACUACCACCGCCCUGAAGAUGCCGAAAAAGCCAUCGCCACCCUCAACGGCCUGCGGCUCCAGAAUAAGACAAUCAAGGUAUCGUACGCUAGGCCGAGCAGUGAGGCGAUCAAAGGUGCCAAUUUAUACGUCUCUGGUUUACCAAAGACAAUGACGCAACAGGAAUUGGAAAGACUCUUUAGUCCUUUCGGACGUAUUAUCACUUCUAGAAUACUUUGUGAGAAUUCGGGUGGGAGGCCGUUCACAGGUGGAGAACAGGGCCUCUCUAAAGGAGUUGGUUUUAUUAGAUUUGACCAGAGAGUUGAAGCUGAACGGGCUAUCCAGGAGUUGAAUGGAACGGUGCCUAAAGGAGCGUCGGAGCCAAUAACUGUGAAGUUUGCAAAUAACCCAAGCAACAACGGUAAAGCACUUCCGCCGCUGGCUGCAUAUAUUCCGGCUACGCUGCGUUUUCCUGCUCCGUUGGGCCGGUUCAGUUCAGGCAAGUCCUUACUAGCUAUUAACAAGGGUCUUCAACGUUAUAGUCCUCUGGCUGGGGAGCUUCUAGGCGGCGUGCUGCCUGGCGCUGUCGGGUCUGAGUGGUGCAUUUUUGUUUACAAUCUAGCUCCAGAAACAGAGGAGAAUGUGCUCUGGCAAUUAUUUGGACCUUUCGGUGCCGUCCAGAGUGUGAAAGUGAUUCGCGACCUGCAGACAAAUAAAUGCAAAGGCUACGGUUUCAUUACGAUGACGAACUACGACGAAGCCGUCGUCGCUAUCCAAUCUCUGAAUGGAUAUACGCUCGGCAACAGAGUGUUGCAAGUCAGUUUCAAGACGAACAAGAUCAAGACCAUCUAAGCAGUUCCGGAUACGGCCUAGCUGGACGCUAGGACGGCACUGCAGGCACGCACCCAUACAUGAAUAUACCAGGCGCCUCUCCACAGCCAGACACCAGGAACGGUUCACAACGUGUCUUCCUGACUAAGACGACCCUCGAUAGGUCAUUUUGUACGUAAUUGUAAUUGUAUCGAUUAAGCUCAUCGUAUCUCUUUGUUUGGCGUACGCCAUUUUCCUCCAGGAAUUGGGUUAAGUGUUAAGGAAAUCAAGAUGGCGGAAGUGUAUUGCGCAUGUCCGGAUGAGGUGUAAUGGCGGACGCUGAACGGAUACAAGAGAAUGCAAUAAUAAGUUAAGAUGAACGAGGCAUUUGAUGCUGGUCAACAACCAUACAUAUUUAAUAGUCAAUAACAACAAAUCAACUUAGCUUAUGAAAGGUUGUGGUUAUCGAGAAAUACAUGUGUAGUUUUCGAUUGUAUAAUUAGCAAUAAUAGCUUAACGCUAUGCUCCAUUAAAUACGUCAUAUCUUGUACAGGGCUCGGCACUUGCCGGCCGUGUUUGCCAAAUAUUGACAAAUGUUUGACGCAAUUGUCAAUAACAUUUUACAUAAUAAUUAUACUAGAUUCGGACCCCCGAAUAGCCUCGAAAGAGGCGAUAAUCAGUCUAAAAUAGUGUUAUUGUUAAAUAUUCGAAAAUAUAUUAUAUGUAUAUUUUAAUCAUAUAUUAAUUAAGGAUGAGAACUAUUCAAAAACUGUGAUAGGUUUUGAUAAAAUUUUAAAAAUAAUUGAAAGAUCUCGGGAUGGUACUAUGGCGGAGUAAUCGAGUCCUCAGAAGUCUUUUAGUGGGACAUUGACACCACGUAUUGCAAUCACGUAACAGAAACAAUGUAACUGAUAAUGCGUUGAGGCCCAUUGCACCGACCGUGGCGGAGUAGGUUAAGUACUAUGUAGUUUUUGAAAAGUUUUGCAAUGAAAUCGGAUUAAGCUGUGACAAGUGAGCGAUCGGAGUAUGAUGAGGAAAAUCGAUUCAGCUGUUGAGGGCGCGGGGUGUGAGGCGGGGCGAGGCGGGAGGUUUGCCCGGGCAGAGCUGCCCCACGGCGUGAGCGAGACGGGAGAUUGCCAGAGCAGUCACUCCUGUGACAAAUCCGUUCUACGUUCAUGGAACAAUGGUGCAUGCAAUUGCUAGUAGAGAUAUCGUGUAAAAUAAAGUCGAUAGCUUAACAUAUUAUGAUCGGUACCUGCUAUAAUAUAAAUGUAUGGAUGCGAACCUGCGUCUAUUCGAAGUAGGCUUUAAUGUCUUAGUUUAAAUGAAAAUUUGUAAAUAGAUAAUUGUCUAAAGAAAUAAUAUAAUAGAAUCGCAAUCGCGCCGACGUCGACGCCGACGCGUACAAGUACAGAUUAAUAAAUUAAAUUUCAACCCGAAAAAGACCUAAAACACAUCGAACUUGAAUAGAUACUUUAUCGUGCCGUCCUAACGACCCUACGAUUUUUGUAUAAAAUAUAUACUUAAUAUAAAAAUAUGUAAAAACAGUUUUGUAAACAUUUCAGAUAUUAACUAAUAGGUACUCAUUACAUACCAAAGAUGAAGAUGAAAAUUUACAAGUAUUUAUAUAUUUAUUAUAAAUUUAAAACGUGCAAUAACUGAUAGCCAGUAAUUUAAUAAAAUAUAUUAAACAAAUGACGAGGAGCUACGGAUUAGCUAACGUGGGCAAAGAGAGAGUUUGUUUACUGUUUAUUGUAAACUUUGUUAAACCGAACAAAACUAAACAUAAUUCCUCUUUUCGAGUAAAUUAUUCGUUUAGUUGCGUAAGAUAAUGCAUACCAUUCCAUUUUAGUCUUAAUAUGUUUUCUUAGGUGUAUUUCUAUUAUUUAGCCAAAAUUGUGAGUUACCUACAUUCGCGAAACGAAUCGUUUUUGAUUGACAUCGCGACAUUUUAAGAUUUGAUCGGAGUAGGAUAGUCAUUUAAUGACAGAUGUCAUCUGUCAAUCAAAGGCGUCGCGUUUCGUUGAUCUUUGUAGUAAUAUAAUAUAUUGAAUGUUUGAUUUCAUACCAUACACUUGCCAGAGUGAUGGUUGAUAAUAUAAUGUGUAAAGCACAAGUUUUGAGAUAAUUAUUAAUAAUAUUAUUCUAUUUUAGUGCCGUGUUUAGGUUAAUGUAGCUGUUGUGUUUUGUCUUGUUUAGACUUAACAAUAUUCAACUAUUCUAGUCAUUUCAAUUGUACUGGCGGUGUUGAAUAAAAUAUUAGCAGAAUAGUUGGGGCAAGGUUGGUCGAUAUGAUGUUGAUAAAUUAAACCUUACGAUAAUUUUUCAUACUUUUUCUUAGAUUAACUCAUUAAUUUAGUGUUCGUGCAAUUAAUUGUAUUCUGUGUAUUAUUAUUAUUAUCACAAUUAGGUGUGCAUUUAACUUAUUUGUAUGUUUAAUUCUUGCGAUUCAGUAAUUUAAUAAUUAUUUAUUUAUUAGGGAAAAUAUUUGUGGAGUUACAUAGGUAUUGGGAACACCGUUGUCUUAUGUGGAAUUUAUUUAACAUUGGAUUAUGAAAUUCGAACUUAAUUUUCAUUCGUUGGUAUUAUUUGGGGAUAUUAUCGUAUUAUGUAAAUGUUGUCUUAAAUCGAAACAAAAACACCAAACUAAUAUAAUUAACUCAUCGACUUUUUAGAUAAUAAAUAUUGAGGAAUGUAAAAAUGCAAAGUAUUUUGGAAGUCGUUAAUAUAAUCGAAUAGGUCAUGUCACUUAGACAUUAUUAGUAGAAUGUUUUGUACAUUCCCUUUUUUCGAACAUUAAUAAUAAUGAUAUUAUUAAAUUAAUUAUAGUGCUCAAUAGCAUAGAGGGCAGAAGCCUGAGUUUAGAGUAAACGCAAAAUAAGCAAUAAUAAUUGUAAAUGUGAAUUUUUAAAGCAGAUCCACAUUUUUAGGUACCUACUUACGCUACAUUAUAAUAUUUUUGUAUGUAUUUUAAAAAUAUACUGUAAUUCAUAUCUUCAUAGAUAUAAGCGGUCUACUUGCAAAACGUUCUACUAAUGAUAGCAUUGUAAAAGGUUUUUAUCUAUCUUAAUAUACGCAGAAAUGAUUGAAUUUUCAGUAAAAAAAACGAUAGAUAUAAAAACUUUAAUUACGUUCUUUUGUUUAUGGUACCUACACUUAUUAUCAGAGUAUCAUAGACAAAAUUUCGUUUUUAUGUAUAGAACACCGGGAAGUGACAAGGGAUAAACGUACCUUAACAAUAGCAUUACGGCUACUUUUUGAAUGGUGUUUUGAUGCAUUUUAUAGGAAAUUUGAAAAAAUAAUUAAAAAUAUAAACUUUAUUAUUGGCAAUCCGGAAACAAUACUGAUACGCAUAGGCUAAUUAACGUUGUGGCUGUGAAAUUAGCAAAAAUAAUAAAUACACGUGGCGAAUGUUAAAAGUAUGGUAAGAUAACGUGGAUUGUAAGAUAUAUUUUUUAAAAUAUGGUAAAAGUGCGAUGUGAGAGUCUAAGUCUUUCGCGUUGCUGGCGCGUCUUUUGACGUUAGUGACAUUGACAUCUGUCAGCCUUUAAGGUUCAGAGUCACGUUCCAUUUUACUCAGAUAUUAUCAUUUCUAUCUUUUCGUCCUGCGCAUCGCAUCAUGUUAUCACGCAUGUGAAUCGUGACCCAUAAUUCUAAACGUUUAAAUAAAUUCCGACGGCAAUGCGUGUGCUUGAAGCAAAUUGAUGUUGCGAAGAAGCGUUCACUUUCUCAAUAAUUAACGUGAUGUGUACGUGAUACAGAAUGGCCUUAUACUCGGACAUAGCACAAACGUAAACAAGUGACCGAGUGGCACGCCAUUCUUAAUAGGUAAGACACGAAAUGAAUAAAUGAAAUCUUCCAUAGGAAAUAAAUAAUUAAGUGAAAAUAUACGGGGAUGUGUUGCAAUUGAUCGUUUAUUAUCAGCGUGCUAGUCAACCGCUCAACAAAGCGCUGUAUACUUGGAUCGUCAAUUGUGAUACUUUUGCCGUUUUGUAUUCGAGACAUCGACUAAAUGUGUUACCUACUAUUACAGUUCAUUGCUAGUGAGAAAUGCACUACACCUUGUUUCAAAUGCGGGCUAUCGAAGUGAAAUUAGUAAUAUGAAUUUGCUCAUCUUCCUCGUGUAUUGGAUUUUCUGUACUUAGCUCUUAAUAUUUUUAUAAUGGAUAGCCAAAACUCUCCUUUUAACAUCAAAUUUGCGAUUAUAUUAUAUUUGGGAUUGGUCACAUUGUACAGCAUCUGUGAAGGAAGCUGAGACAAUUUAUAAUCUUUUUCUGAAACAUUUACAGCUUUGAAUGUCGAUAACUUUGACAGCUUUAAAAAGCAAUUUUUACUACAAAUUAAUAUCAGAUUUAUGCACAAAUGACAGUGUCCAAUCCCAAUAUAUUGUUGCUAACUCAUAUAGACAGUGAAAGAAGGAAUAGUAGAGUUUAAAUCGGCUCAACAAGAGAUUGCAGUAAAUACGUAAACAAUCGUCGAAGCAUCGGAUAAAACCGGAAAGUUUCGAAUUUAACAAAAUAAUUAUAAUUAAUAUCAUGUAAUAUCAAUUUCACUGUCUAUUUAUAUAGGUUAUUUUCGGUGUUGUUUCCUCUUCUGCGGCAUGGUUAUUUCCCAUUUUGUUUUCGAGUCAAACGUGGUUGAUACUUGAUGGGAACAAACCAUGUCAGCAGCGUAGUAUGUGAUACCUUAUAGUACAUACAUAACUAGUUAGGUGUAUAUCGUAUUCAUGUCAGGAACAGGAUAAAAGGUUGACUCUUGAACUAAAACUUCCAACUCGAUAAGACUAGUUUAAUAGUUAGAAAAUGCUACGUAAGAUAUAUAGAUCUGAGAGUAUUCUAUAAGUAUUUUACCAACACCAAAUUUUAUUACGACAAGCAAUGAUAUUUAUAAAAUGUCAGCCAAUUUCCUGUUUAGCUUGCUGACUAC